This is a messenger RNA of Colletotrichum siamense, 489 nucleotides long. RefSeq lists its product as uncharacterized. The transcript has a single exon. Bases 1 to 489 code for a protein of 162 amino acids. The record is from RefSeq and is a predicted model, not a curated record. NCBI's taxonomy places the organism in Eukaryota, Fungi, Ascomycota, Sordariomycetes, Glomerellales, Glomerellaceae.
AUGUCAAAGUCCGCUCACCAGGGUCUCGCGAAGUACAAAUUCUGCAAAGAGAAGUUCAACCAAGGCAAGCAACCAGAUACCAAAAAAGGGUCGCCGGGAACUUGGGCAACAGAUAUGACAAAGACCGACCGCACUGGCUACGCCGAUGUCUUCAUGCUUCAUGCCAGAGUCUAUGUCCUCGCCGACACCUACGCGAUACAGGAACUCCAAGAAUUCUGUCUCCGACGGAUCCGCAUCAGCUUGCUCUACGUCACCCCAAACCCAGAACUGCUCGAAGCCUUUCAUGACUUGAUUAUCUACGUGCUCGAGAAUACCAAGGCUUCAGAUGACUUCCGCAAGCUGUUAUUCCAUUUUUGCAUCGCCCACAUAGAUUGGAUCAAGAGCAGUGGCUUUCUUCAGCGGCUGAGAGAAGAGCUUCCUGACUUUCUGGCCGACUUGGCUGUUGAAAUUCCGCUAAAUCUCUGGGCUUGUAUGGGUAGAAUCAAAUAG